Messenger RNA from Elgaria multicarinata webbii, 1686 nucleotides. RefSeq names its product glutamine synthetase. The coding region runs from base 75 to 1229 and encodes 384 amino acids. The transcript has 7 exons. The record is from RefSeq and is a predicted model, not a curated record. Lineage: Eukaryota; Metazoa; Chordata; Lepidosauria; Squamata; Anguidae. Gene Ontology annotation, molecular function: glutamine synthetase activity. Gene Ontology annotation, cellular component: cytoplasm.
CCGUCACUGUGCCAAAAAAGCCAUCGCGCCGCCGGCCCAUCUCGAGCGCCGCGCGCCCCGGGCAGAUUGCCACCAUGUCUGUGUCGCACAGUUCCAAGCUAAACAAGGGGGUCAGAGACCAGUACAUGAAGCUACCCCAAGGGAAAAAGGUGAUGGCCACCUAUGUUUGGAUCGAUGGAAGCGGAGAAGGCCUUCGCUGUAAAGCCAGAACCUUGAACCAGGAACCAAAGAGCAUUGAAGAUCUCCCCGAAUGGAACUUUGAUGGCUCCAGCACGGCACAAGCUGAAGGGUCCAACAGCGAUAUGUUCUUGAUACCCGUUAAGCUAUUCAGGGAUCCUUUUUGCCUCGACCCAAAUAAGCUCGUGUUGUGUGAGGUUCUGAAAUACAACCGGAAACGGGCUGAGACCAAUUUGAGGAACAACUGUAAUAAAGUAAUGGACAUGGUCAAAGACAGCCAUCCUUGGUUUGGAAUGGAGCAAGAAUACACUUUGCUGGGCAUUGAUGGGCACCCGUACGGCUGGCCGGAAAACGGGUUUCCAGGCCCACAAGGGCCCUAUUAUUGUGGGGUUGGGGCGAACAAAGUCUACGGGCGUGACAUCGUCGAAGCCCACUACAAGGCCUGCCUUUACGCCGGGGUGGAGAUCUGUGGCACCAAUGCUGAGGUCAUGCCUUCUCAGUGGGAAUUCCAGGUGGGACCGUGUGAAGGGAUUGAGAUGGGGGAUCACCUGUGGAUGGCGAGAUUCAUUUUGCACCGGGUCUGUGAAGAUUUCGGGGUCGUGGCCACCCUGGAUCCCAAGCCAAUGACGGGCAACUGGAACGGCGCUGGAUGCCACACCAACGUCAGCACCAAAGAAAUGAGGGAGCAGGGGGGAAUCAAGUUCAUUGAAGCAGCGAUAGACAAGCUGAGCAAACGGCACCAAUACCACAUCCGUAUGUACGACCCUCGCGGCGGGCAGGACAAUUCCCGACGGCUGACGGGCCAACAUGAGACCUCCAACAUCUUCGAGUUCUCCGCGGGGGUCGCCAACCGGGGGGCCAGCAUCCGAAUCCCCCGCCAAGUGGGGCAAGACGGCUGCGGCUACUUCGAGGACCGCCGGCCCUCUGCCAACUGCGACCCGUACGCCGUCACGGAGGCCAUUGUGAGAACCGUCCUCCUCAACGAAACGGGUAACGAAACCAAAGAGUACUCGGAUGAAACGCGGCUGCAGAGGGCGGUACUCACAGACUAAAGCGUCCGUGGCUCUUAAAAUGUGGUCUCUGCCAAUUAGUAAACAUCCAUCUUCCGUAGCCUCCCUUCUGGUAUUGUCACCUGUUGACUCAGAAACCAUCUUUCUGUAUUUUUAAGGAGUGGAAAUUAUUUUUCCUAGCAGAGUUUUAUGGGUUCCUGGGUUGCUUUUUUUUCCCUUUUCUUUUUUUUUUAAAAAAAGGAUCAUAAUGUGGGGUUUACAGAAAUGGGGUUUAUUUUUUCAAAUUGAUUUUAUACUGUGGCCGGAGGGUGUAUAGGAGAGCAAAUCUUGUAUGAAGGGAGCGUAAAUUCUGCUUAAGAAUGACUACUCCAACCACCCCAGCUCUAUUUGCGAGGAAACAAUAAAACCUAGGUUCUUGACUGCUUGUUCGCCAAUGUUGAUUAAAUCGCUUCCAUUUCUGUCUGUACCCAUCCUUGAACCAGAACAUCGGGUCUGACUA